AUGGGUCGUUACACAGGGAGAAAAUGUCGUCUUUUGACAAUGUUAUGGCUGACAGCCUUAUUCUUUUUAGUAGAAAUAAUAGUCGGUUAUGUAACCAACUCGAUGGCUUUAGUAGCUGACAGUUUUCACAUGUUAUCGGAUGUAGCUGCUUUGGUAGUAGCUUUCCUUUCGGUUAAGAUGUCACCGAAGAAAUGGUCCAAGAAUACUUUUGGUUGGGCUCGGGCCGAAGUGUUAGGAGCAUUGGUAAAUGCUGUGUUCUUGGUCGCUUUGUGUUUUAGUAUUAUUGUGGAGGCAAUUAAGAGAUUUAUCGAAGUAGAAGAAAUACACCAAGCUAAACUGCUUGUAGGAGUCGGAGUACUCGGUUUAUUGGUGAAUGUGAUAGGUUUAUGUUUAUUCCAUGAACACGGAAGCGCUCAUGGUCACUCGCACGGUAAAUCUCGAAGCCAUAAUAGACUGAGCACUUUAGUAGGUACGGAUGACAAUGAAAAUGACGAAGCUUACAGAGCUUCGACACCGCAGGUGAAAAGGGCGCAUGGUCAUACCCAUGACGCGAGUCAAAUGAACAUGCGAGGUGUAUUUCUUCACGUUCUGUCCGACGCAUUGGGAUCUGUUAUCGUGAUUGUGUCUGCUCUGAUUGUGUGGCUUACAAAGUGGAAGUACAGAUUUUACAUCGAUCCUGCGCUAUCGCUCUUAUUAGUCAUCCUUAUCCUGCGUUCGGUUUGGCCGUUACUUCACGAAUCAGCUUUAAUUCUCUUGCAAACUGUGCCAACACAUAUUCAGGUCGAUGCUAUACAACAGCGUUUGUUAGAGAACGUAGACGGAGUAUUAGCUGUACAUGAGUUUCAUGUUUGGCAAUUAGCGGGCGAUCGUAUUAUAGCUAGCGCGCACAUAAGAUGUAGGAAUCUGUCGGAAUACAUGAAAAUUGCCGAACAAGUGAAGGAGUUUUUCCACAAUGAGGGCAUACACUCUACGACCAUUCAACCGGAAUUUAUUGACUAUCACUCUAAUAGCGAAAUUAAGGAAACUCCCACGGAGGAUUGCGUGUUGGAUUGUCCAAAGACUGAUAAACCUUGCAAUCACGCGACAUGCUGCGGUCCUUCCAAGCAAGGUCGUGAGACUCCCUCACCUGGAGAGACGCCAUACAUGUGCCGACAGCGUAACAGCCUGGCACGCUCGACUGCCUCCAUAGGAGGAACGGAACAGCAAGAAGUGAAUGAAAUGGAACGUGGACACUUGCUAUCACUGCCCGCCUCGCAUCCAAAUUCGUUCCAUUCCGUCCAAGUUCCCCACCCUCACGUUAUCAAUGCACCGACCGUUUGAGCUCUCAUCGCAUUAUCAAGUAUCUACCUCCAAUAGUGAAAAUACGCUCUGCGUCACGGUUUAUUGUACAAACGCAAUAAAUGGGUACACCUAUAUAGAAUUCAUCAAUAUCGCGGAUUGAUGGCAGAGAUGAGCGUACGAUGCAUUUUUUUUCUGUAAUUCUUCUGUCUAUGCCGUCAAUUUACUUAUAGAUUAAAUAGUUAAGAUAUUUGAUAAUUAAUAAUAAUGCCAAAGGCAUGUUAAUACCAAAUACAUUACGUUACAUAACGCUUCGACAUAUAAAUAUAUAAAAUCAAUUUCAAGUAUAUACAUACGCAUUAAUAAAUAAUAAGAUAUAUAGGUAAGACGUUGAAAUGACGCUCCAAAUUUACGAGUUUGACAAAGUUUUGACUUUUACCGCUCGAUGCAUAAUUUAUCGUACUUUAGAUGUAGCAUUAUUUUUACGUUAGAUAAUUUUGUUCAAAUCUCACGUGUACAUUAAUUGACACUGUGGUUUUAUAAGGAUGCCACUUUGCGAAAAAUUCUUUAUUUAUAUGCGAUUUUUAUUAUGUACAUUACAUAUUACAUACUUUUAUAAGAUACUACACAAAUCUAUAAAGCAAGAAUACCAAAUCUCUUUAUUAUACCUGUAUUCUUUCCUUCUUAUAUAAUUCUCUCAAAUGUUAAAUUUGUAUAUUUUUUAUGUGUUUUUUGUAGACUCUACUUCCAAUUACAAAACAGCUGUAAAAACUGAAUGUAUUGAUUGCUUAUGUGUUCUAUGUAAUACUUAUAUCACAUUUACUGCUUUAGAAAUGAUAAAAGAAAGUAUAUUAACAGAUUUUUUUCUGUAGAUAGCCUCGAAAAUUUCCUUUUCGUUUUAUAGGCUUACGAUAGAACAACAGUACUGCAAAAAUGAGAUAAUUAAACGUCAGUUAAAC
Ooceraea biroi (clonal raider ant) is the source of this 2237-nucleotide messenger RNA. RefSeq names its product solute carrier family 30 member 1 (gene ZnT63C). NCBI's taxonomy places the organism in Eukaryota, Metazoa, Arthropoda, Insecta, Hymenoptera, Formicidae. Gene Ontology annotation, molecular function: zinc ion transmembrane transporter activity. Gene Ontology annotation, cellular component: membrane. Gene Ontology annotation, biological process: intracellular zinc ion homeostasis; detoxification of zinc ion; zinc ion transmembrane transport. The record is from RefSeq and is a predicted model, not a curated record.